This is a messenger RNA of Notodromas monacha, 4984 nucleotides long. The record is from the annotation of a GenBank genome assembly. Lineage: Eukaryota; Metazoa; Arthropoda; Ostracoda; Podocopida; Cyprididae.
UAUUUUUAUUCACAGGGUUGGAAGAAUUCUGAGGUGUGACAAAGACUGUGUUUUAAUGUGCUUGACUAAAUUUCAGAGAAUUUGGCGAAUUUCUUCGUGUAACAAAUCCCUGAUAGUGUUGUACCAAUAGUUGAAAAUUUGUAAAGGAUAGUCGGUUCUUUUUGAAAGAGGAAGAAAUGAAUCGCGGUCGAAGAAGUAGAUCGAGGAGUCCUCGAUCGCGGAGAAGAUCCCGGUCGAGGUCCAGGGAUCGGAGGAGAGACAAUAAGCGAUCCCGGCGAUCGAGGUCUCGUUCUAAUGAGAAACGAGAAAAGAGGAAACGUUCCAAGUCACCCACGCCGAAUGAGAAGGAUGAAGUGAAACUGGAAGCUGUUGAUGUCAAGCCAUCGCUGGGAAGCCUGAGUGCUGCCAAUAUCAAACCGCCCCAAGUCCUUUCGGAAGAAGAAGUGAAGGCCCUGGCGAAAGAAGUUGAGCAGAAACGACUCGACGCCGAGAUGCAAAAACGGAAGGAGCGGAUUGAGAAGUGGCGGGCUGAGCGAAAGAAAAUCAUGCUUCAGGAAGUCCGCGAGACGAUUGCGUCUCAGCAAAGAUACGACAUCCCGGCCAAUCUUCAGGUCGCACAGAACCCGAACCCUGACUCGGGCAAGAAGUGGUCUUUAGACGACGACUCGUCCGACUCCGAUGAAGAACCGGCGGCCAACAGUGAAGCAAACGCGGACGACGAAGUUGACCCGUUGGACGCCUACAUGGCCUCAGUGCAAGGAGGAACUCGGUCCUUGAUAAAGAAAGAAAAAGAAGUUGAUGGAAAGAAAAAAGUGGUCAUUGUCAGCGGCGUGGUGAAGAAGAAGUCCGUCAAGAAUAAGGGAGAACUGAUGGAGCAGAACCAAGAUGGAUUGGAAUAUUCGUCGGAAGACGAGGAUAAUGAAAAUCCGGCGGAUAUGCUUUCGGGAAUGAACAAGGCCAGGCGAGACCUUGUGAAAAUUGAUCACAGUGCGAUAGAUUAUCUUGAAUUCCGCAAAGAUUUCUACCACGAGGUGCCCGAGAUUGCGAAAAUGACUCCCGAAGAAGUCCGAGAUUACCGUUUAUCUCUCGAAAACAUAACCGUGAAGGGAAAGAACUGUCCGAAGCCGAUCAAAGCCUGGAGCCAGGCCGUGGCAGACCGGAAAAUCCUCGACGCGCUGAAGCGCUUCAAAUUUGAAACCCCUACCCCGAUUCAGUCGCAAGCACUUCCCGCAAUAAUGUCCGGUCGAGACGUGAUGGGCAUUGCCAAAACCGGUUCUGGCAAGACACUGGCUUUCUUGCUCCCCAUGUUCCGCCACAUCGUGGCCCAGCCGCCACUCGAAGAAGGCGACGGCGCCAUCUCGAUAAUAAUGGCGCCGACCCGGGAACUCUGCAUGCAAAUCGGCAAGGAUUGUCGAAAGUUUGCCAAGUCUCUGGGCAUUCGAGCAGUGUGCGUGUAUGGCGGAACCGGGAUUUCAGAGCAAAUCGCGGAAUUGAAGCGAGGCGCUGAAGUGAUUGUUUGCACACCGGGGCGGAUGAUAGACAUGUUGGCUGCGAAUAACGGCCGUGUGACGAACCUGCGGAGAGUGACGUUUAUCGUGUUGGAUGAGGCGGAUCGGAUGUUCGACAUGGGUUUCGAGCCGCAGGUGAUGCGGAUCAUUGACAACGUGCGGCCGGAUCGACAGACUGUGCUGUUCAGUGCCACGUUUCCCCGGCAGAUGGAGGCGCUUGCUCGGCGGAUUCUCACGAAGCCUAUCGAGAUUCAGGUUGGCGGACGAAGCGUUGUUUGCAAGGACGUCAAACAAGAAGUAGUCGUGUUGGAAGAGGAGGAAAAGUUUUAUAAGCUUCUCGAACUAUUAGGAAUGUACUACGAACAAGGCAGUGUAUUAGUCUUUGUCGACAAACAAGACAGCGCGGAUAAGCUGCUGACGGACCUCAUGAAGCACUCGUAUUCUUGCAUGGCGCUGCACGGAGGCAUUGACCAAUUUGACCGCGACUCGACUAUUGUGGAUUUCAAAGCCAAAAAGUUCAAUUUGCUGGUGGCGACAUCUGUUGCCGCGCGAGGAUUAGAUGUGCCUGGAUUGAUUCUCGUGGUCAAUUACGACUGUCCGAAUCAUUACGAAGACUACGUGCAUCGGUGUGGACGAACUGGACGUGCUGGCAAUGCCGGAUUUGCUUAUACGUUUGUUACCCCCGAUCAAGAAAAACUAGCUGGGGAACUUCAUCGGGCACUGGAGUUGUCAGAGGUUCCCAUUCCCGAAGCGUUGAGUAAAAUGUGGGAUCGUUACAAGGCCCGGAUGGCUGCCGAGGGAAAGACCGUGAAAACGGGCGGAGGAUUUCACGGCAAGGGCUUCAAAUUUGACGACUCGGAGACACAACAAGUUAUUGAUAAGAAGAAGGCGCAGAAAGUCGCUUUGGGGCUAGCCGACUCUGAUGACGAGGACAUAGAGCAAGAUAUUGAUCAGCAAAUCAUCACCAUGUUGGCUCCCAAGCGAACUGUGAAAGAAGUACCUGCGUCCUCUCUUGUGCCAGGUAAACAUUCGAUCGGCGGCUUAAUGUCGGUUGUGCCGAAUUUGGCGGCGCCUCCGGGGGCGAAUGCUGGCCCCGGCAUUCUCGGCGCCGCGCCGGCCGCCAUGACCCGCGACAAGCUUGAGCUGGCCCGAAGACGGGCCGAUAUGAUAGCUCAGCAGAAAACGCAACCGGUCCCAUCGCGGCCAGCCGCCGGCGUGGUGCCGCCGAGCGUGAUGGCAAACGCCGUGCUCGAAGGCCGCCAAUUGCCUCAACUUCCGGCUCAUUUGCAACUGUCUGGCAAGAACCUGGCGGAACAAGCCGCUGCUGUUCUCAACCGGAAGCUCAACUACAUGCCGCCCGCGGAUGGAGAAUUUGAGCCCGGAGAAGCCUUUGGCCAACAAGAGACGUUCCAAAAGUUUGAAGAAGAGCUGGAGAUCAACGAUUUCCCGCAACAGGUUCGCUGGAAGAUCACGUCCAAGGAAGCCUUGGCGCAGAUUAGCGAGUACUCGGAAGCCGGCAUCACGGUUAGAGGAUUGUAUUCCGCGCCGGGUAAAGCCGCGCCGGAUAGCGAAAGGAAAUUGUACUUGGCCAUUGAGAGUACGAAUGAACUAGCCGUGUCUAAGGCGAAGAAGGAAAUUAUGCGGCUGAUCCGAGAGGAGUUGUUGCGUUUGCAAACUGCCGGACACCAGGGCUUGAUGCCUAAGAGUCGUUACAAAGUUUUACGGACAAAGAAACAACCCGUGGCUGUGACGCAUAAUUUCAAGCCUCCCAAGAAGAAGAAGAAACCUGCGAAAUCUCCGAAGGCGACGAAAUCGCCCCGAACUGAGAAGUCUCCGAAAUUGCCGAGCAUCGACGACAGCGGAAAAGACUUUACUGAUGAAUUCGACGCAGCAAUGAAGAGUAAUAUUAAGUGUGUGAAGUUGAAGGAGAAGAAAAAUAUGAACGUUUUUGAGUUUCCCGAAACUCCGGGUACCCCCAAGAAAAAUCCUGACGAGGUGUCUAAAAAGAAGCGUUUCUUCGGGAAUUCGUCGCCGAGGCGUGUCACUGUCUCUUUGGCGAACAAUAUUGUGUUGAAAACAAGUACUAGAGGAGCCAUGAAAAUAUCGUCUCAAGACCGCGUGAGAAAGUUGGAAAAUACCAUUCCUCCUUUCGUGAGCAGUGCAAAUCGUGCGAAAUUCGUUGUUCAAAAGAAUGAAAGCAGUGCCCUUGCAGCUGUUCCACCAAAGCCUGCAACAACGCCUCGACGAUCUCCGAGAUCUUCCGCGAAAACUACGGCAGAUUUGUCCAAAACCCCACAAUCUGGGAAUUUUCCAGUUGAAACCAGGAAGCGUCGAUUGGAAUUUCAAGCCUGUGAAGAAGCGAAGGAACACAAGAAGCUGCGCGUGGAAGUUGCUGAGGACGAGAACGUAGCUCCGCAGGGUGUGAAAGUUUUUCCGAUUUUCCGGCGUGAAACCUGGCUGAAUGCGAGGCUUAGCGAGAAAUCGGCCAAUUCUGGCUUGAACGGCAUCGGAGUAGAAAAACCGAAAAUCCCGAAGACGAAAGCGACGUGCACGCACAAGAACUUGGUGCAGACGCAAAUCGACGCUGGUCAGAAGGCCUUGGAACCCGUGACUUGUGAGACGUGUCAGAUGGUACAUGUUGCCGGCGACGAAGACGACCAGUUGGAGCACUACGCGUUCCAUCGACAAACCGCGACUGCUUUGAGGAUCCAGAAGGGAGUAUGGCGUCAGCUUGUGGUGGAAAUCAAAGGCAAAGACGUUGAAAUCCUUCGAGUGGACACGAAAUCGCCGAUACUGGCGUGGAAGAAACUCGGUGCAAUCGUAGAUCUGAUUGAUAAUGAAUUGGGUAUCGUUUCUGCCCCGUUGAAAAAGAAACCCGGACUGGAGGUCUGUGAUUUUAAACCCACUUCUCUCGAAGACAAUGAGACUGAAAUGGAUCCAUCAUUCCAGGGCUAUCUAUACGUGAACAAGUGCAACGUGGAAGGCGUGAUGAUCGUUGAACCUGUUGCGAGCGCAAAUAAGAUCAUCAUUCCCAAAACGGAGAUUGAACCUUUGUGCUGUUCUGAAGAAGAAUUGCCUGCUGUUUGCGGUGUCAGUAGGAUGUGGACCGUUCCGAAUCGCCGGCGCAAAGGAAUCGCUUCAUCGCUACUCGAUUGUUCGAGGAAAACGUUUGGUGCAACUGUUGGUCAACGGACAUUGACAACAAAGGAAAUUGCUUUCACGGACCCAACCCCGGAUGGCUUGAAUUUUGCCAUGAAGUAUUGCGAUUCGAAGGAAUUUCUGGUUUACCGUCCGAUGCUGUGAAGAAAGACACUUCCCGAAUCAAACUGCGGCAUAUUUUGGCUUGUUGCAAGCCAAUCGCGCUUCGGAUUUACUUUUUUGUGGCGAAAAAAUCCGGAUGCGAUGGAUGAAUUUGAGAAUUGCGGGUUUGUACAGUUUUUGCCUUUGCAUGAAGGAGAAAUGAAAUUUGAUCCUGA